AGAAAGGAACUCAAUAAUGGAUGUUGCUUCGAGUCAGAUUGAUGCUAACCAUGUCAAGGACGACGUGGCGGAGAAGGCCCAGAAGCGGUUCCAGGAUUUUCUUGAAGAGUGGAAGGCGGAGGGUAGUGAUGAAUUGAAGUACUUGAACGAUGCCAGGGAGCUUAAUGAGCAUAUCAGGAAUACUAUACAGGUAUCGAUGAAGGAUAUUGAGCGUCAUAACAGUAAUUUGGCGGAUCUUAUCCAGAACCAUUACUACCGUCUUUAUCCUUACCUUUGCCUCGCAGUCAAGAACUUUAUGAAGGAUCAGGGGGAAGUGAUGGAGAAGGAGAAGCAGUUGUACGUCAGCUUCACCGACCACGACGUGUUGACCAAGAUCAGGGACCUCAACGCCACCAGAAUCAGUCAGCUCACCAAGAUCACGGGACAGGUUGUUCGAACCCAUCCUGUUCAUCCAGAGUUAGUUUCUGGUACCUUCCAGUGCCUGGACUGCCAAACCGAGAUCACAGGUAUUGAGCAGCAGUUCAAAUAUACUCAACCAACAACCUGCAGGAAUCCAGUUUGUAACAACAGAGCUCGUUUUCUCCUCCUCACGGAGAAAUCAAGAUUCGUGGAUUUUCAGAAGGUUCGAAUCCAGGAGGUUCAAAGUGAACUUCCUCGAGGCUGUAUCCCCCGUAGUGUCGAGGUUAUCCUUAGAGCUGAGGCUGUAGAGACUGCUCAAGCAGGAGACAGGUGUGAGUUCACCGGAACUCUGAUUGUUGUCCCUGAUGUUGGAGCUCUAAACCUACCUGGAGCUGCUUCUGAGAGCUCUGCUCGGCACCGAGGAGAAGGAGAUAAAGCUGAAGGGUUGAGGGGACUGAAAGCUCUCGGAGUUAGAGAUCUAAACUACAGAAUGGCUUUCCUAGCCUGCGGUGUUUCUUCAGAAGGAAAGAACCGACUUGGUAGUGAGGAGCAAGGAGCUGAGACAGCUGAGGAUAUAAAGAAGAGUAUGAGUAAUGAAGAGUGGGAAACUGUUUACACGAUGUCUAAGGAUAAGAAUCUUUAUCAUAAUCUUAUACAGAGCAUGUUCCCGACUAUACACGGUAAUGACGAAGUGAAGCGUGGUAUUAUGCUCAUGCUGUUCGGUGGAGUUCCUAAGAGUACGCUGGAAGGAACAACCCUUAGAGGAGACUUGAACGUAUGUAUUGUCGGUGACCCAUCUACUUCUAAAUCCCAGUUUCUCAAGAUGGUUGCGGAUUUUUCUCCAAGAGCUGUUUAUACCAGCGGGAAGGCCAGUUCCGCUGCAGGUUUAACCGCUGCUGUGGUUCGAGAUGAAGAAUCUGGUGAGUUUGUUAUUGAAGCUGGAGCUCUUAUGCUCGCUGAUAACGGAGUGUGUUGUAUUGACGAGUUCGACAAGAUGGAGAUCCACGACCAGGUCGCCAUUCACGAGGCCAUGGAACAGCAGACUAUCACCAUAACUAAGGCCGGAGUAAAAGCAACGUUAAAUGCUAGAACCAGUAUUCUAGCCGCAGCUAAUCCUAUCAAUGGACGAUACGAGCGCUCUAAAUCCUUGAUGCAGAAUAUCCAGAUGACAGCUCCCAUUAUGUCGAGAUUCGAUCUCUUCUUUAUCCUUGUGGACGAGUGCAACGAGGUGACGGAUUACGCGAUUGCUCGGAAGAUUGUUGAUCUGCACAGGGACCAGGACCAGAGCAUUGAAAGGGUCUACACGGAGUCAGAUAUUGCCAGAUAUAUCAAUUUUGCCAGAGUUUUUAAACCGAAAAUCAGUCAGGACUCCCAGGAACUACUGGUCCAGCAGUACAAAAACCUUAGGAACAGGGAUGCUGGAACAUCAAGAUCAAGUUGGAGGAUUACAGUUCGUCAGCUGGAGAGUAUGAUCAGGUUGAGCGAGGCCCAGGCGAGGAUGCAUUGUAGUGAGGAGGUCACUCCUAGGCACGUCAGAGAAGCUUACAGGUUACUGAACAAAUCAAUCAUCCGUGUUGAACAACCCGAUGUAGCCCUGGACGACGAGGAUGAUAACGAUGCUCUCGAGGACGAUGUUGCCGAGGAGGCUGAGGAGCCCAUGGACCAGGACGGAGACCAGGAGACCAGGAAGAAGAGAAUCAGCUACGAGGAGUACAAGAGGAUGUCCUUCCUUAUCAUUCAACAUAUUCGAGAGAGGGAGGAGCAGAGUGAAGCAGGAUCUGAGACUCCAGAAUCCGCGUCUACCAAGUCUGAGGUUGUAAACUGGUAUCUGGAGGAGAUCUCCGGAGAUAUUGAGUCUCAAGAGGAACUUUUAGAAAAGAAGUUGGUGGUGGAGAAGGUUUUGGAUCGACUCAUCUACCAUGAUCUUGUCAUCAUUCCACUCAAGAACAGAUCGUUGACGGGAGUUACAGAAAAUGAUUCAGAAGAAGAUCCCUUCCUUGUAAUCCAUCCCAACUAUGAUCCAAACCAGGCUUAAGUGCUCUCUGAUCCCUUUCUUGUAAUCCAUCCCAACUAUGAUCCCAACCAGGCUUAAGUGCUCUCUGAUCCCUUUCUUGUAAUCCAUCCCAACUAUGAUCCCAACCAGGCUUAAGUGCUCUCUGAUCCCUUCCAUGUAAUCCAUCCCAACUAUGAUCCCAACCAGGCUUAAGUGCUCUCUGAUCCCUUUCUUGUAAUCCAUCCCAACUAUGAUCCCCACCAGGCUUAAGUGCUCUCUGAUCCCUUCCUUGUAAUCUAUCUCAACUAUGAUCCCUACCAGUUCAAAACCUAUCCUGAAAUGUUGCCGAGCAAAGAAUUGUGAAUGUGAUAAACUUGACGUAUUUGGAUCCCUGAUAAACAAUAAUUUUACAAUUUUAUUGAAUUCUUAACCUUCUCAUCUUACUUCGUUUAUUUUUACGAAAAUAUAUAUUUUUUAUGCAUAA
This is a messenger RNA of Eurytemora carolleeae, 2876 nucleotides long. RefSeq names its product DNA replication licensing factor MCM6 (gene Mcm6). Gene Ontology annotation, biological process: mitotic DNA replication; double-strand break repair via break-induced replication; DNA replication initiation. Gene Ontology annotation, molecular function: single-stranded DNA binding; single-stranded 3'-5' DNA helicase activity; ATP binding. The record is from RefSeq and is a predicted model, not a curated record. Bases 17 to 2434 code for a protein of 805 amino acids. Lineage: Eukaryota; Metazoa; Arthropoda; Copepoda; Calanoida; Temoridae. The transcript has 17 exons. Gene Ontology annotation, cellular component: MCM complex; nucleus.